Messenger RNA from Aspergillus heteromorphus CBS 117.55, 278 nucleotides. RefSeq lists its product as uncharacterized. NCBI's taxonomy places the organism in Eukaryota, Fungi, Ascomycota, Eurotiomycetes, Eurotiales, Aspergillaceae. The transcript has a single exon. Bases 80 to 244 code for a protein of 54 amino acids. The record is from RefSeq and is a predicted model, not a curated record.
UUUGUCGUGGCAUUCAUGAUAAUCGCCUUGUCUAAGGAUCAAUAGCGUGCGGAAUAGGAUCAUUUGACUGGGUGCUGACAUGCAGCGAGCAUGGCCGACGCAAGCUAGCGGGGAGAAGUACUCGACGAGCAAGGCCAAACUGCUGUUCUAUUCUUGUCACUUUGUCGGCCAGUCCUGGCUUUUGGCACAAUACCUUUUCCGGACUUGGUUAUUGGCGGGCGUUCUGGCGAAUCCCCGGCGGUAACAAAGUCACUCAGUCCCGGGCGCUUGGGGUACCC